AUGCGAGAUAAAAAUGAUUUUAAAACGCAGUUGGUAGUAAACAAUUGCCUGGAUACAGUGAUAAUUGAUACAGGUGCUCAAGUCAGCGUCUGUGGAACAGUCCAAGCUAAAAAAUGGAACAUGCAGGGGAAAAUGAUUCCCUCAAAAGUGAGAAUAAAGCCAUAUACGAGCACUCCGAUACCUGUGCAUGGUCAGGCUCGAUGUGCAGUUACGUUUGGCCAAACAUCUGUCCCUGUCAUGUGGCGUAUCAUCUCGGGAUCGUGUGAACCAAUAUUAGCGGGGAAGAUGGCCUUGCAGCUUGGUAUCAUUGAUUUUAACGCCAACCCAGACACAUUUCAUCCAAUCCUUAUGAUAGAUUCUGAAGAUAAAGACAAUCUUCAAGAAAUAUUGGCGAGGUAUCCGCAAAAUUUCAAUGGUAUUGGCAAGCUUCAUCAUCACAAAGUUAAAUUACAUGUAGAUAAAGAAGUUAAACCAGUCUAUGUGCCACCAAGAUCAUUUCCAUAUCAUCUUAAAGAAAGAGCUCAGAAGGCAAUUGAAGAUAUGAUCCAGCAAGACGUCAUCGAAGAACACCACAGGGAUGAACCUGCCCCAUGGGUUGCAAAUGCUGUUUUGGCAACAAAGGAUGACGGUAGUCUUCGGGUUACAAUGGAUGCCCGCAACGUAAACAAAGACUAG
This is a messenger RNA of Paramuricea clavata, 675 nucleotides long. NCBI's taxonomy places the organism in Eukaryota, Metazoa, Cnidaria, Anthozoa, Malacalcyonacea, Plexauridae. The record is from the annotation of a GenBank genome assembly.